Messenger RNA from Meleagris gallopavo (turkey), 507 nucleotides. NCBI's taxonomy places the organism in Eukaryota, Metazoa, Chordata, Aves, Galliformes, Phasianidae. The record is from RefSeq and is a predicted model, not a curated record.
CCUGCAGAUAUUGAUGAUGUCAGGAAGCACAAACCAGGUUACCUUGAAGCUACGAUUGACUGGUUCCGGUGUUAUAAAGUCCCUGAUGGUAAACUGGAAAAUCAGUUCGCUUUUAAUGGAGAAUUUAAAGACAAGGAUUUUGCUGUUGAAAUUAUUAAAUCUACCCAUGAAUACUGGAAAGCUUUGCUUCAUAAAAAAACGGAAGGAGGUACUGUUAAAUGCACAAAUGUUCUGGUGAGUGGCAGCCCUUUUUGUUGCAGUGAGGAGGAGGCCCGAUCAAUUGUGCAGUCGGCACCAGUGCCUGCGAAUGGAGAUUCUGUUUGCCCAGAAGUUGAUUCCUGGUACUUUUUUCCACGUGAUCAUUGAAGUGUUCUGAAGCCACAUCUUCAAAUCUUAAGUCAUCUCAUUUUUGAAGAGAGGCACUAAUGGUUGGGUUCCCGUUGAGACAACUUUUCAAACUAUGUAAACCUUUGAUCAUGUAAAUAAAUGCUGACAUUAUGAAGUUAA